UCCCCGCCCGCAUCGGACCCGGCGCUGCUCUCCCACCCUCCCGAACCCUCCAUCUGGCCCCCGAAGCUAACAGUGGGGCGACCAAACGCGGCCCACCGCAGGGCGCGGAAGAGGAGCGGGAAGAGCGGGAGGCGGAGGGACGGGCGCGCCCACCAUCCCUCCUGGCCCGCACCGACCCCGCCUAUGCCGCCGGGCGAGGACCUAGGGUGAGAAUCCUGACUGUGGCCCAUGGGCCUCUGAGGAGGCAUAAGUCUGCCCAGCUCCCCACUUGCUGUGCUCCCACUCAAUGGGAAGGGAACCAAGGCCUUAUCCCACCAUAAGCCACGGCCUCGGGCUCUUGACAACACCAGGAUGGAAGUCAAAGGUCAGCUGAUCACCUCUCCCACUUACAAUGCCUCAGCUGCCCUGUUUGGGGAGGCCGCUCCCCAGGUGAAGUCAGAGCGUCUGCGGGGACUGCUUGACCGGCAGCGGGCGCUGCAGGAGGCCCUGAGCCUGAAACUUCAGGAGCUGCGCAAAGUGUGCCUCCAAGAGGCGGAGCUAACUGGCCAACUGCCCCCCGAGUGCCCGCUGGAGCCUGGCGAACGGCCGCAGUUGGUCCGACGGCGGCCCCCUGCGGCCCGAGCUUACCCUCCACCGCCCCCCAACCCAGUGCAUCACUCCCUGGGCCCUGGUCAGGAGCUGACCCUCGAGGCCCUGGAGCGCGAGGUGUCGGUGCAGCAGCAGAUCGCGGCGGCCGCCCGCCGCCUGGCCCUGGCCCCUGAGCUGAGCGCCGAGCAGCGGUGGCGCCGGCGCCAGGUCCAAGCCGAUGCUCUCCGGAGGCUGCAUGAGCUGGAGGAGCAGCUCGGGGACUUCCGAGUCCACCUUGGUCUUCCUGUGCUCCCGCUGUCCACCGGGGCAGUCCUCGCAGCCCAGGGUGUCUGCCUGGGCACACGUCUCACUCAGCUCAGCCAAGAGGAUGUAGUUCUCCACUCAGAGAGCAGCUCCCUCUCAGAGUCUGGGGCCAGCCACGAUAACGAGGAUCCUCGUAGCUGCUUCCCUCUGGCAGAGCGCCCCUCACCGCCCAAGACCUGGGACCAGCUGCGGGCAGUGUCUGGGGGCAGCCCUGAGCGGCGGACCCCAUGGAAACCACCCCAGUCGGAUCUCUAUGGCGACCUGAAGAGCCGAAGGAACUCUGUGGCCAGCCCCACCAGCCCCACACGCUCGCUGCCCAGGAGUGCCUCCAGUUUUGAGGGGCGAAGUGUGCCUGCCACCCCUGUCCUCACCCGGGGCACUGGCCCCCAGCUCUGCAAACCCGAAGGCCUCCAUUCCCGCCAGUGGUCUGGCAGCCAGGACUCCCAGAUGGGCUUCCCCCGGAUGGACCCGGCCUCGGACCACCGCGCCUCGCUCUUCGCAGCUCGCACCCGCCGCAGCAACAGCUCUGAGGCCCUGCUAGUGGACAGGGCAGCUGCGGGGGGAGCUGGCUCCCCGCCUGUGCCUCUGGCUCCCCCUGCCCCUGGUCCCCCAGUCUGCAAGAGCAGCGAGGUGCUGUAUGAGCGCCCCCAGCCAGUCCCUGCCUUCUCUUCCCGCACAGCUGGCCCCCCAGACCCUCCCCGGGCUGCCCGGCCGAGCUCAGCUGCUCCUGCCUCCCGGGGGGCCCCCCGGCUGCCCCCUGUUUGCGGGGACUUCCUCUUGGACUACUCCCUGGACCGGGGCCUGCCCCGAGGCUUUGGGGGGCCGGGCUGGGGGGAGUUCCUACCUGCUGAGGUCCCAGGACCCUUCUCCCGCCGGGACGGGCUCCUCGCCAUGUUCCCAGGCCCGCCACCCGUGCAUGCAGCUGAUGGCAGCAGCCCCCUCCUCCGCAGCAAGGACUCCCACCCCCGGGCCGCCCGCACCAAGCCCUGUGGCCUGCCCCUGGAGGCCGCAGAGGGCCCAGAGGGGCAUCCCAACCCCCUGCUGUGGAUGCCCCCACCCACCCGUGUCCCUCCAGCUGGCGAGCGCAGCGGCCACAAGAACCUUGCCCUGGAGGGGCUGCGGGACUGGUACAUCCGGAACUCGGGACUGGCCGCGGGGCCCCAGCGCCGGCCUGUGCUGGCCCACAUGGGCCCGCAGCACCCGCCCUUCCUGCACGCCCGCUGCUAUGAGGUGGGCCAGGCGCUGUAUGGGGCCCCCAGCCAGGCUCCCCUCCCGCAUUCCAGGAGUUUCACGGCGCCCCCUGUCUCCGGCAGAUACUACGCGGACUUCCUGUAUCCCCCGGAGCUGAGCGCUCGUUUAAGUGACCUGACGCUAGAGGGGGAGCAGUCCUCCGGUUCUGACCCUCAGACCCCGGGGACACUGGUCUGACCCCUUCUGAUACGCUCCUCGUUGGCCUGGGCGUGACUCCGGUCUGGGGAGCAGAUGCUGACCUCGCUGAGCCCUGGGGUGCGGUGGCUCUGAGUCCUGGGCAGGGGGCGCCCACCUGAUCUUCCAAGCCCCCCCGCCGGCUCCCUGUGGACCCCAAAAGGUGUCUGACACCCCACUUCUCCUCUCACACUGUGCUGAGAACUGGGGGCCCUCAGCCAGCUUCAAAGUGGGGGAUGGUGUAACGGGGGCUCCGAGCCCCUCCCUCCAUUUGUUUACAGUUGUGAUUUAGGUUUUCACUGUCUUUCCCCCGACACUAGACGUUUUAUAAAAGGGAAACUGUGAUCUUGUCUGGUUGGGUUCAUUCCUGUCCCUCGCCCAGCCUGUUCCGUUCAGGAACCCCUUCCAUGAAAUGGACCAUAUAGUCACAUGGCCCUGUUUGUGGCAGCUAGGGACCCCGGUGUGAACAGAACUCUCCGCCAUCCCCCACCAGGGUAGUUCUUGGGGAGGUGGGCUCUCUGCCCACAUUUGGUGGGGGGCUUGGGUUCAUCUUCCCACCCUAGGGGUGCGGGAAGGAGCCCCCGACCCUGUCUGCCUGUCUGUGCCCGCUUCCUCCACCCCCAGGGUGAGAUGACCCGGCCUUUGGUGGCAGCCUCUACCCUAUACCCACUCUGGGGGCCCCACAGGAGGGUCCAAGGACAGAUCCAGCAGGUGUGCUGUGUCCUGGGAUGCUUCCGUGGUGGAACCUGGCACCUGAGAGAUCGAUGCCAGUACAAUCCUCAGGUGACGCCCGGCCACAGGCCACGUCACAUCUUCCUUGACUUUCCUCCCACCCACCACUUUUUAAACAAAUGUACACAAGCUGUGUUUUCUAUGAUACCUGUCUGUGACUUUCCGGAGCUGGGGGGGUCCCCGUACCCCCUUUACCUGGUGUUAAAACUUUUCUUUUUGUAUCAACCGACCUGGGCCCAAGACACUACCCACACUGGAAGAGGAUUUUUAGAAUAAAUGUGUAAACCGAA
This is a messenger RNA of Pipistrellus kuhlii (Kuhl's pipistrelle), 3338 nucleotides long. It is a transcript of the gene CCDC120, whose product is annotated as coiled-coil domain containing 120. The record is from RefSeq and is a predicted model, not a curated record. Bases 352 to 2319 code for a protein of 655 amino acids. The transcript is spliced from 11 exons. Lineage: Eukaryota; Metazoa; Chordata; Mammalia; Chiroptera; Vespertilionidae.